CCGCUCCGCUUCCUCCGCGCCGCGGCGGCCAUUGGCUGCCCGCGCCCUGCGCCGCGCCGCGUCCUGACGCUGGGCUGGGCCGGCCCCGGCCAUGGUCGCUCCGCGCCGGCUCCGCCGCAGCGCCGGGAGGCGGCUGGGCUCCGCGCCCCGCUAGAGGUGGGUCCCGUCCUUCUCUCGCGCUCCUGGCUCUUUUAACGUUUGAUUGAGGAGCAGUGGCCGCAGCUCAUCCUCUGGCAGGAGCAGAAGAUGCAGGAGUCUGCGUAGCAGGUUCCUGAGCAGCCGCUGACGGCGCAGCCCCACGGGACCCGGCCACGCGGGAGGAUACCAUGAACUGAGCAAGGAGCGACGCGAACCUUUUUUUUUUUUUUUUUUUUUGUUUGUUUUGGCUUUUUUUGGUUUAGUUUUCAUCCGAAAAAACACACAAAAAAAGCCCCCCCACGCUCUUUCAUGAAAACAUUUUAAAACGGGGUUACUUUUCCCCUCCCCUGAACCGAAGUCGUCCCGGGUGCGGUGAGGAUUUCCAGAGAAGAUGGGGAGAAAAAAGAUCCAGAUCCAGCGGAUCACGGACGAGCGCAAUCGGCAGGUGACCUUCACCAAGCGCAAGUUCGGCUUGAUGAAGAAAGCCUACGAGCUGAGCGUCCUGUGCGACUGCGAGAUCGCCCUCAUCAUCUUCAACCACUCCAACAAGCUGUUCCAGUAUGCCAGCACCGACAUGGACAAGGUGCUGCUCAAGUACACCGAGUACAACGAGCCCCACGAGAGCCGGACCAACGCGGACAUCAUCGAGACGUUAAGAAAGAAAGGUUUUAACGGCUGUGACAGCCCGGAGCCCGACGGCGAUGACUCGAUAGACCAGAGCCCCUUGAUGGAGGAUAAAUACCGUAAAGGCAGCGAGGAUCUGGAUAUCCUGUUCAAGCGAUACGGUUCCGCAGUGCCCGCUCCGAACUUCGCCAUGCCCGUGACGGUGCCGGUGACCAACCAGAACACGCUGCAGUUCAGCAACCCGGGCAGCUCGCUGGUGACCCAGUCCCUGGUGACCUCCUCGCUGACAGACCCCCGGCUCCUCUCGCCGCAGCAACCGGCGCUGCAGAGAAACACCGUGUCCCCGGGGCUGCCGCAGAGGCCGGCCAGCGCAGGGGCGAUGCUCGGGGGAGACCUGAACAACACGAACGGAGCCUGCCCGAGCCCCGUGGGAAAUGGCUACGUGAGUGCCAGAGCCUCUCCAGGUCUCCUUCCCGUCUCCAACGGCAGCAGCUUGGGCAAGAUCAUCCCGGCCAAGUCCCCGCCACCACCCUCCCACAGCACGCAGCUCGCCGCCAACAGCCGCAAGCCGGAUCUACGCGUGAUCACCUCGCAGAGCGGGAAGGGGUUAAUGCACCAUUUGACGGAGGACCACUUGGCUCUGAAUACGCAGCGGUUAGGUGUCUCCCAAGCAACUCACUCUUUAACCACGCCGGUUGUUUCUGUGGCUACUCCGAGUUUGCUGACGCAGGGGCUGCCUUUCUCCGCCAUGCCCACGGCGUACAACACAGAUUAUCAGCUGACGAGCGCCGAGUUGUCUUCGCUGCCGGCAUUCAGCUCACCUGGUGGGCUGUCCCUUGGCAACAUCUCUGCCUGGCAGCAGCAGCAGCAGCAGCAACAGCAGCAGCAGCAACAGCAGCAGCAGCAGCAACAGCAGCAGCAGCAGCAGCAACAACAGCAGCCGCAGCAACAGCAGCAGCCGCAGCAACAGCAGCAGCCGCAGCAGCAGCAGCAGCACCUGGUUCCUGUAUCGCUAGGAAAUUUAAUACAAGGGAGUCACUUGUCCCACACCACCACUUUGACUGUCAACACCAACCCCAACAUCAGCAUCAAGUCGGAGCCCGUCUCGCCCAACCGGGAAAGAAACACUGCCACCCCGCUCAGCACCUUCCCCCACCAGCCCCGGCACGAGCCCACCGGCCGCUCGCCCGUCGACAGCCUCAGCAGCAACACCAGCUCCUACGAAGGCAGCAGCGAGCGGGACGAUCCCGCCCGCCCCGAUUUCGGCUCAUCCCUGGGCCUCCUGCGACCCACCAGCGAGCCCGAGGGGGAGAGCCCCUCCGUAAAGCGCAUGCGGUUGGAUACCUGGGUCACAUAACGGGGUCCCCGCCGUCCCUGGGAGCGCCGCCGGCUCGCAGCGGGGCCGCGGGGAGGGGGCGGGGAG
Molecule: messenger RNA, 2185 nt
Organism: Phalacrocorax carbo (great cormorant)
Lineage: Eukaryota; Metazoa; Chordata; Aves; Suliformes; Phalacrocoracidae
Source: RefSeq, a predicted model, not a curated record